Messenger RNA from Contarinia nasturtii (swede midge), 2469 nucleotides. It is a transcript of the gene Wdr37, whose product is annotated as WD repeat-containing protein 37. The transcript is spliced from 6 exons. Lineage: Eukaryota; Metazoa; Arthropoda; Insecta; Diptera; Cecidomyiidae. The record is from RefSeq and is a predicted model, not a curated record. The coding region runs from base 825 to 2246 and encodes 473 amino acids. Gene Ontology annotation, cellular component: preribosome, large subunit precursor. Gene Ontology annotation, molecular function: protein binding.
UACCACGCGAGUGGGAAAAGUGAGACAGAGAGAAAAAUAAAAAGAGAAACAAUAACGAAAACAACAAGUGUAGAUACUGUUCAUUUGUUUGUUCAUUCUCUCUCGCAUAUAGCAGAGAGUCGCGCAAAUAUUGAGCUCCGUUUAUCAUAACAAGAAGAUUACCGUACAUUCGACUAUUUAUUAUUCAUUCGCAUACGUAUACAAUACAAACCACAUAUCCAUAUGUUUUUUUCUUCUUGUAGUUCGUAAUCGAGCGACGGAAUAUUAUUUAACACUUGAGUGCACUACAGAGAAGAGAAGAAAAAAAUAACAACACACAUCGAUGCAAAUAGCACGCAUCGGAUUUCUUUUAAAAAUAAAUACCCUCAUGUUGUUGGGUAUUUGCGAAUUUCGUGUGUGAAACAGCCAACUAGAUGACGACGACGACGAAGAACAUAAUAAAAAUAACAAAAACGUGAAACAAACACACGCACACAUAAAAUAUUCUUCGAAAUAAAUAAAUAAAUAAAUAAAUAAUUGUUUUGCAUGUGCAAGCAUAAAUUCGAUGCUCUUUUUUUAACAUUAAAAAUAUUGUGUAAUAAACUGAAAAGACAAUUCAAUUUGUGUUACAUCGAACAAAAAAAAAUUGUGUGUUGUGAAAACGCCAUAUAGCUAUAUAUUCAUUGCACAUAAAAAAAAUAAAACGCCACACAAACGCUUUGAAUGCAGUGAAUUAAAUUGUUCGUUCAAAGACAUUUUGUGUGCUUUUUUUGCGACAAAAUCGAAAUAUAGAGAUUUCGUUAUAAUCAUUCGUUUAUCAUUUUGACAUCUAACUAAGAUAAAAAAUGCCUUUGGAUAAUACAUAUGCCCAAAAAUUUGCGGAAAAAUCACGGCGAUUAACCAGUUUGGCUGAAGAUUUUCCAACAGACGAUGCUCCAUUUCGGCAACGUCUACAUUCGCUCUUUUCACAAAUCGAAAAAGAAUUUGAAUUAGUAUUCCUAGAAAAUCUAAGCUUGCAAGAGAAAAUUGAUCAACUGGUGGCUGGUGGAAAUCGUGAACCAGGAACUGGUGAUCGAUACAAUCAACAGGAUCUGGUUGAAACCGAUAUUGUAUCAAAUAAAAAUAGUAAAUCAAAAGUUGGACUCAGCACACCCGGUAGCAGUAAAAUAAAAGCCAGUCACAAAUUGAAAGCACAAACUAGUCGUAUCGUAUCAAGUUUUAAGACACAAUCGAUUGUUGGUCCAAAUGUACGUGAAUUUGAUGGGCACAAAGAUGGUGUAUGGCAAGUGGCAACAAAACCGGGCCAUCCAAUUUUGGGCACAGCAUCCGCCGAUCAUUUGGCAUGCAUAUGGAAUGCAAAUACUGGACGAUGUUUGUUACAAUAUCAGGGACAUUCGGGUUCGGUGAAUUCAAUUAAAUUUCAUUUGAGCAAAGAUUUAGUACUUACUGGUAGCGGUGAUUCAACGGCACACAUUUGGCAAGCGGCCGUCAAUUGGGAUGGACCGUCAUCGUCAUCACGUAAAUGCUAUUCAUCCGAAGAAGAAUUAGAAGAUGCUGAAUCGAAUGAUGAUCGUGAUCGUGUUGAUGUAUUACGUACACCGCUAUGUGAAUUUGGCUCAACAACAAAUGUGGGUCAUUCAUCGGUGGUUGUGGCCGCCGAUUGGAUAUUCGAUUCAGAGCAAAUAAUCACCGCCAGCUGGGAUCGCACGGCAAUUUUAUGGGAUAUUGAAACACGAGAACCGUUACAAACAUUAAGCGGUCAUGAUCAUGAAUUAUGUCACGUUAGCUCACAUCCAACACAAAAAUUAGUUGUUACAGCGUCAAGAGAUUCAACAUUUCGAUUAUGGGAUUUUAGAGAUCAAAUACCAGUUGUGUCGGUGUUUCAAGGUCACACUGAAAGCGUAACAUCAACAUUUUUAACCCGAGAUGAUAAAGUUGUGUCCGGAUCUGAUGAUAAAACAUGCAAAGUUUGGGAGCUGAGGAAUAUGAGAUCGGCUUUAACAACAAUUCGGCUCGAUUCGGCGGUUAAUCGAAUCUCAGUGUCAAAUGGUGGCAUCAUUGCCAUACCACAUGACAAUCGUCACAUUAGGCUGUUCGAUCUCAAUGGCCAAAGGCUUGCCCGCUUACCACGCACAAGUAGACAGGGUCAUCGUCGAAUGGUAUCUUCUGUUGCAUGGGCCGAAGAUAUGCCACUGAAUUUAUUCUCCAGUGGUUUCGAUCGAAGAGUUAUAGGAUGGUCAAUAAGUCUCUCGAAGGAAAAUCAAUAGACCUUAUAACAUCAACUUAACAAUUAAAUACAUUUUAUCAUACAUAUUGGAUUAGAAUGGAUACUCUAACAUUUAUUAUUAAUAAUUAUUAAUAUGAAACAAGAAAGAACACACAAAAUACGACUACAAUUCUAAGAUUUUAUUCACUCUAGUUCAUAAAAAAAAUCACAUGGAAAUUCUAUUUAAACAAAAAUGCCCUGUAUAAAAAAAGAAACAUAAAACA